CAAAAAUUGGGUUUUUUUCCUCCUUUUUUUUAUGGGUUUAAUAUUUAUUUUAUUUUUAGUUUUAUUGACAUUGCAUUUACAAUUCUAACAUUUCAUUCAAUUUUAAUCUUUUAAUACAGUACACCUUGUUUAUAUAUUGUAAUUAUCUAUUAUGUUAGUCACAGAAACUUUUCAUGGUUAUAUUGAAACAACCCAAGAUGUCUUGCUUAUCUUUGAAGGAUGUCGUAGAGGUUUAUUACCAAAAAUUACUAAACGUUUACAAGAAAGAGACCGUAAAAUGAUUCGGUCUGGCUCAGUUUUUGUUUUUGACGAGAAAGAAUCAGGUAUUAAGCGUUGGACGGAUGGACGCGUUUGGAGCCCAUCACGUAUUCUAGGUAAUUUUCUAAUUUACCGAGAGCUUGAUAAUAAAAAAGGUGCAGGAGAAAAUAAAAAAAGAUUAUCGGCUUAUAAUCAUAGUAGCAAUACUGAUAUGAGUUUUGGAAAUCCAUUAAAUAAUACAACAAUACGAAGAAGCUUUAGUAUUGAUGGUUCUAUUAAUCGAGAUAGAGAACGUCAAUUGAUUGGUAGUCUUUCAGAUUCAUAUCGAUUUAAAGAGAAUGGUUUAAUCAAAAAAACAAUGUCUAUUGUAUUGAAUGGUGUUGCUCAGCAUUUAAUCUCUUAUUAUGACCCAAAUGAUGUACUUCAGGAAAAACUGAGGGCUCCGUCCUCUGUACCUGAAUUAGCUAGUCUUGAAAUAUCUCCUGAGCUAUUAGCAAAAGAAAAUUUUAGAAUACCUCCUUUUGUAGAGCCUACUUUUGAUUCUUCAGGACAGACAAUAACCACCGAAGGAUCCUCCUCUACCGCUUCAAGUUACACUCAUCGUAUGCUACGUCCUCCUCACCGUAUGUCUAUCGGAUCUAUUCGUGGUCAAGAUCAAUCUUCUUCACUUUUAGCAUAUCACCCUUAUUUACCUCCACAACAGCAACAACAACAACAGCAACAACAUAGAGCUUCUUUCUCUAUUGCCUCAUCUUCUUCAAAUCAAUUUCAACAGAAUUCAAUUAUGUAUGGAAAUAAUAACAAUAAUAAUGGAUAUGAUUUUAAUCAAUCUCGUCAUUUAAGUCUAACAAACGGUUUACAUCCAACUGUGCAGACUUCACCCCUUAAUCUGGUGCCUUCUCCAAACACACCUAUGACCUCACCUUCUCGUUAUUCUCAACAUCAACGCCAUUACUCUACUUCAUCUAUUAAUAAUUUACCUCCUUUUGAUUCACUUAAUUAUGAACAUAACAAUACUAAUACAACAACAGACACUAAUACUACUACUAAUCCUACUUCACCUCAUCGUUCUAUGGAUCCUAUUUUACCCAUUGAUAAUUCCCCUUUUUCUGCCAAUUCUCGGCAACAACAACAACGACAACAACAACAGCAGCAAAGCGAACGUUUUGCUACGCCUAAUUUAGGACAACUAUUAAACCCAGUUCAUCCUUUAAGUAAUAACAAUAAUACCAAUUCAUCUUCUCCUUCAACAACUCAUAAUGUAACCGAACAUAGUAAGAGCAACAGUAAUAAUAGUAGAAAUAAUCAAAAUAGUAACGAUUUGUUGCAGACAAUGGGUCUUCCUUACGCUAUGCGAGCAACCUCAUCAAUAGAAGGACAGCCUUAUGGGUAUUCAUCGUUGCCUAGCAGCUCUGUUGCUACUAGUGCCUCUGUUACUUCUUCACAACAAAUGAAACAUCCUUUAGAUGAACUUAGUACUAAUAAUAGUAGCAGUAUGAGUAAUUAUCUAAACUUUUAUCAACAGCGUCCAUCUUCAGCAUCAACUACUAGCCAGCCGUUUCAACAUAAUGAAUCUCAAUUUAUAUCUGAACUACAAAAUCAUCUCUUUACCAAUUUGGAAUAAAAAAAAAAGAAAAUUAAAGAAGGCGUGCAUGCUAUAUAUAUAAAUAUAUAUACACGUAUACAUACACAUACCUCUUGUAUAUAUAUGUAUUA
This is a messenger RNA of Cokeromyces recurvatus, 1974 nucleotides long. RefSeq names its product Gti1/Pac2 family-domain-containing protein. Lineage: Eukaryota; Fungi; Mucoromycota; Mucoromycetes; Mucorales; Mucoraceae. Bases 152 to 1882 code for a protein of 576 amino acids. The record is from RefSeq and is a predicted model, not a curated record. Gene Ontology annotation, molecular function: DNA binding. The transcript is spliced from 2 exons.